CAAGUGGGAACUCAUGAGAAAUUAAUAUGUUUUAAAAAAAAAAUAACUGAGAAAAUACAUCAAUCGAAUCUAGUUGUCGGAGCUUUAGUAUUUCAGAAAAUUUCGAGUCCCCUUUUAUUAUGGCGCCGGAAAGACUGACUCCGGUUCACUCGGGUGAACCGGAUGUAACUGCGAUUGAGUUUGGGCCGGGCCAAGGAAAUGGGGCGUCGCGUCGGGUUUGGCUUUGGCUGCCGUCGUCACUGUGCAGGUAUUUCAAUUUCGCUACUCUCAGAGAGAGAGAGAGAGAGAGAGAGAGAGAGCGCGAGAGCGGAAUCCCAAGAGCUCAUGGAAGAAGGAAUGCCCAAAGACGAGGUGGAGGAGGAAGAAGAAGGACCGCCUCCAGGAUGGGAGUCCAGACCCACUCCGCCAUUGCCAACAUCACCUCGCUCCGCGAGAAACAACACCGGCGUGGCCAUGAAAGUGGAGGAAGAAGAACAGAAGGAACAACCGAAUGAAGCCGAAGAGAGGGAACAAGCAGACGGUCCACCUCCCGGUUGGGAAGCCGCUGCUUGUCCGUCGAUCGGAUCGCAAAGCGAGGGGAUGGAAACCGAACCAGUUGGGUAUGUGGAAGAAGAGAGGGCGGUGGGAGAAGAGGAAGAGGACGGUCCGCCUCCUGGUUGGGAAGCCAGUGCUCGUCCCUGGGUCGAAUCGGGAAGCGAGCGGAUCGACAGCAAAGCAGUGGCGGAAGGAGGAAGAGCGACGGAAGAGAGAGCGAAGGAGGAAGUGGACGGUCCGCCUCCUGGUUGGGGAAUCGAUCCUCAUUGUCCGAUCGAGCCACCAAGUGAGAGAAUGGUGAAGAGCGAGGAAAUCGAGGAAGUGGAGGAGGACGGUCCGCCAACUGGUUGGGGAAUAGAUCCUCAUUGUUCGGUCGAGCCGCGUGGUGAGAGAAUUGACAGCGAAGAAGCCGCGCAAGAGAACGCGAUAGGAGAGAAAGCGAAGAAAGAAGAGGUGGAGGAGGACGGUCCGCCUCCUGGUUGGGGAAUCGAUCCUCAUUCUUCGCUCGAGCCGCAAAGUGAGAGAAUUGAGAGCGAAGAAGCCGCGGAAGAAAAUGGGAUAGGAGAGAAAGCGAAGGAAGAAGAAAUGGAGGAGGACGGUCCGCCUCCUGGUUGGGGAAGCGUUCCUCAUCGCUCAAUCAAACCGGGGAGCGAGGGUAUGAGAAGUGAACGAGUUGUGGAAGAAGAGCGAGAGGGCGAUGACGCACCUCCUGGUUGGGAACCGGUGCCGGCGGAGGCCGCCUCUAAGUCGCCACAGCCAGCGCUGUCCACGUUAAUGCCGUCAGCCCAGCAGCCUCGUAGCCGUACCUUAGAAAUGGCUCAAAUGGUUUGUGGUUCCUGCCAAAGAUUGCUUUCAUAUCAGCCAGGAGCCAAAUAUGUCCAAUGCUUAUGCUGCAAGACAAUUAACUUCGUGUUGGAAGAGCAUCAGGUUGGACAAGUCAAGUGUAGUACUUGUGCGAUGUUGCUUAUGUACCCAUGUGGCGCUCCAGCAGUCAAGUGUUCCGCCUGCCGUUCUGUGACAGAAAUUGGGGAGCACAACAAAAGGCCUCCAUGGUCCGUACAGCAGGGGAAACUUCCCCCUCCCAGUUCAGUCGCUUUAUGAGCUCACACAGAUCUUCACUUCGGCAGAUGUUAACAUCCCCGAGAAACGAAGGCAAAUUCUUUGCAUCUGCACUAACCCCGCGCACGUGUUUCGGACUCCAUUUCUUGUCCGCAUUUUGCUGCCUCUAACCAAAUGCUCUCCGGGAACUCGAAAGGUCCCUGUAGCCAGAUCUGCAGUCUCAGAGGAUAUCAGUCAGAGAUUCUUGUCGUGCGAGAUGUUUUUGCUGCUUCCUACAAGUCAUUUAAGCAGCGAUUAGUAGAACGAGUCAGUCCCUUAAGUACAUGCGGAUGUUUUAGUUCUUGCCUGACUAAUCUCAGACUUUUACCCUGAGAAUAACUUCUGCACCGGAGUAA
Molecule: messenger RNA, 1988 nt
Organism: Rhodamnia argentea
Lineage: Eukaryota; Viridiplantae; Streptophyta; Magnoliopsida; Myrtales; Myrtaceae
Product: retinitis pigmentosa 1-like 1 protein
Exons: 6
Coding region: 199-1635 (478 amino acids)
Source: RefSeq, a predicted model, not a curated record